AUGUCCGUGACUCUCCAUACAGCCGUCGGCGACCUCAAGGUCGAGGUCUUCUGCGACACGGCGCCGGCGACGUCCUUCAACUUCCUCGCGCUCUGCGCCAGCGGGCACCGCGCCGGCGCCGUACGCCGACCGACCGCCGACCGCCGACCGAGCGCCGCCCGCAGGUACUACGACGGGUCGCCCUUCCACCGCGUCAUCCGCGGCUUCAUGGUCCAGACCGGCGACCCGACGGGCUCCGGCAAGGGCGGCGCGUCGAUCUGGGGCGGCGCGUUCGGCGACGAGUUCCACGCGGAGAACCGGCACGACCGGCGGGGCGUUCUGGCCAUGGCGAACAAGGGGCCGGGCACGAACCGGAGCCAGUUCUUCUUCACCUUCGACGCGCAGCCGCACCUGAACGAUCGGUACACGGUCUUCGGCCGCCUCAUCGACGGCUUCGACGCCCUCGACGCGCUGGAGAAGCUGCCCGUGGGCAAGAAGAACCGGCCGACGACGGACGUGCGCAUCGAGCGCGUCACGAUCCACGCGAACCCCCUCGCGGAGCGGGACGUCGUCUUCGCGAGCCCGCCGGCGGGCGCGGGCGAGUAA
Aureococcus anophagefferens is the source of this 585-nucleotide messenger RNA. RefSeq lists its product as hypothetical. Gene Ontology annotation, molecular function: peptidyl-prolyl cis-trans isomerase activity. The record is from RefSeq and is a predicted model, not a curated record. Bases 1 to 585 code for a protein of 194 amino acids. Gene Ontology annotation, cellular component: catalytic step 2 spliceosome. Gene Ontology annotation, biological process: protein peptidyl-prolyl isomerization; protein folding. The transcript has 2 exons. Lineage: Eukaryota; Pelagophyceae; Pelagomonadales; Pelagomonadaceae.